GGGAAAAGGCAAAAUGGUAGCAGGCGACCAGCCUCAGGACUGCAUUGGCAUUGCGUGCCAGGAAACGGGCGCCAGAUGCAGCGACUCAGCCGCACCGAUCCCGUUUCACGGGCGGCGGCGGCGGGCGGGAGGCGCCGCUGGACAGCUCCGGAGCGCGGCGCCCAUGUUCCGAAGACGGCGCAGAUGUGACGUGAUGCCCGUUGUUUUGGUCCGCCCAACCAAUCGGACGCGGCGGCUGGAUUCUACGGGAGCCGGGAUGGGCCCUUCGUGGCGGCAGCAGGACUCUCCCCUGCCGACCAUAACGCAUUGCGCAGGGUGCACCACCGCCCGGUCCUCCUGCGGCUUUAACGGCCCCGGCAUGGACGCGCCGCGGCAGUUCCCCGCGGGCUUCGGCUCCGAGCAGCAGCAGCAACAGCAGCAGCAGCGCCCGCCGCCGCCGCACUGUCAGCAGCAGCACGGCCACGACAAGCAGAGCCUCCACCAGCAGCAGCAGCAAAGCCCAUGCCUCCAGUGCAACAACUGCGCCUACUAUGGGGCUGCUGCGGCAGCCGCGGGGGAUAACCUGCCCCUGCUGCUCCGCGCUUCCUCGCCCCUCUCGGGCGCCUUCCGGACUCACUCCUCGCCGCUCUCAUCUGCCGCCUCCUCCCGGCAGGGCAGCCAGCUGAACGUCAGCGAGCUCACUCCCUCCAGCCAUGCCGGCGCGUCCAGGCAGCCUCACCAGUACCCCCAGUACCACCAGUGCCAUAGCCUGCAGCAGCACCAGGCAGCCAGCCCCAGCAGCAGUGUCAGCAGCGGCAGCACCCAUCACCACCAUCACCACCACCACCAUCACCACCAGCAGCAGCAGCAGCGCCGGGAGAGCAACCCCUUCACCGAAAUAGCCAUGAGCAGCUGCAGGUACAACGGCGGCGUCAUGCGGCCGCUCAGCAACCUGAGCUCGUCCCGCAGGAACCUACAGGAGCUGGACUCCGAGUCGCAGCCGCUCCAGCAGCCUCUCUCCAGCCCCACCGCAGCCGGCACCCCCGCCGCCCCGGAGAUCGUGGUCUCCAAGCCCGAGCACAACAACUCCAACAACCUGGCGCUCUACGGCCCCGCCGGUCCCGGCCCAGGCGGCACCAACAACGGCGGGGGCAAGUCCAGCAAGAAGAAAAACCAGAACAUCGGCUACAAGCUGGGGCACCGCCGGGCGCUCUUCGAGAAACGCAAGCGCCUCAGUGACUACGCGCUCAUCUUCGGCAUGUUCGGCAUCGUCGUCAUGGUCAUCGAGACCGAGCUCUCCUGGGGCGCCUACACCAAGGAGUCGCUGUAUUCUCUCGCUCUGAAAUGCCUUAUUAGCCUCUCCACGAUUAUCCUGCUUGGGCUCAUUAUCGUGUACCAUGCAAGGGAAAUCCAGUUGUUCAUGGUGGACAAUGGAGCAGAUGACUGGAGAAUAGCCAUGACUUAUGAACGUAUUUUCUUUAUCUGCUUGGAAAUACUGGUGUGUGCUAUACAUCCCAUACCUGGGAACUAUACAUUCACAUGGACAGCCCGGCUCGCCUUUUCUUACGCUCCAUCCACAACAACAGCUGAUGUGGAUAUUAUUUUAUCUAUACCAAUGUUCUUAAGACUUUAUCUUAUUGCCAGAGUUAUGCUUUUGCAUAGCAAACUUUUCACUGAUGCCUCAUCUAGAAGCAUUGGAGCAUUAAAUAAGAUAAACUUCAAUACCCGUUUUGUUAUGAAGACUCUAAUGACAAUAUGUCCAGGAACUGUACUGUUGGUUUUUAGUAUCUCAUUAUGGAUAAUUGCUGCAUGGACUGUCCGAGCUUGUGAAAGGUACCAUGACCAACAAGAUGUUACUAGCAACUUCCUUGGAGCAAUGUGGUUGAUUUCAAUAACUUUUCUAUCCAUUGGAUAUGGUGACAUGGUACCUAAUACAUACUGUGGGAAAGGAGUCUGUUUACUCACUGGAAUCAUGCAUUAUGUGGUGAGCUAGUGCAUUUAUUGUAUGAUGCAAAGCUAAGGAUGCAGAAUCUUCGUGCAGAGCCAACCACCAACAGUUAGAAGGAGACAUUCAGAACUAGUUGGUCAAACACAUGUUGCUGCAAUGAAAUGAAGUAAGUUGCAAUUGUCCUGUCACAGGAUGCACAGGGUGGUUUACUAUAGCUUGGAUGAGGAUUGCUUUAAAUGAAACAGCUAUUAUUUCAGAGUGCCUGCGUUGCUAAUGCUGAAAGUGCAGCUUAAAUCGUCUAUUAUUGUAAUGAACUCCAAAGAGAACAUUAGCCCUAUGAAAGAACCAAGUAAGUAAUGACUGGUUCCUUAAAUUUAUGUCACAGAGGUGGACAAAACUAGAUGUUUCUUUUGGAAUUUUUUUUAAUUAGCAUCUUUUAACUGCAGGAUUUGAGCACCACUCAUGCAGCUGGAGAAUUCUUAUUAGAGUAGUCGCAAUGCAGUCAGUAUGUCCAAUCUAAACUUAGGGAUACUAGUUUUCAUUAGUUCUAAACCAUUAAUAAAAAAUGAAUUAUCUGAUUUUUAAAGGGUCUCAUGCUGCAGCUUUUAAUGUCCUUGCGCAAAUCUGCAUUUAAUUCAAAAGAAUCACGAUUUCUUUCCUAUGGAUCAUGGAAAAAGUGAUGAGGAUGAGGUGUUUCUGCUAUGAGAACAGAGGACUCUUCAUCUAAGGUUCAGUUGUGGUGUUUGUGCAUACAGUUUUAUCUCAGACUCUGCCUGGUCUUACCAAUACAUACAGAGAUCUGCAAGAGGAACAUGGCACCUAAAGCAGUAUAGUUUUUAGCCAUAUGAUUUUUGUUGGUAGUAAAAUGUAACAUCUUUGAAAUUUGUUACUAGAUUGUAAGAAAAAGAGAGAAUGUGUAGCUUCUAACUGCAUAGUUAACAUCGGCUGCAGAUCUUCCAGGAUGACUCCUUAAAGAGUGAAAAAGAAGGUAAACAUGUUUGAGCAAUGAAACAUGAAAACUCUUUUCUAGAACUAUCUAUGGAUAAUGUAUAAAAAGGUCAUAAAUUAUUUUGCAUAAUAAUGCUUAAAACAUUGCGUGAUUUUUUGUGAAAACUUUUGUUUCGUUGUUUAAUUCUGUAAUGAGUUGUGGUAACACACAAUUGUUUAUGAAAAACAGAAGUGUAUUUUGAAUUAAGCUCAAAGACCUGAAAAGGUAUGUUUAAGACUGAUAAGCUGUUUUAUGGGCAAACAGGUAUGCUUAAACUGCUAGAAGCAACUCAGUUUGCUAUAAAAGGAAAAGAAUAAUAGGUUGUAUUGCUAUUUAAAGGUUAACCUAGAACAUUUUCAACAUUGAUCAAGAAUGUGUAAUAUUUAUAAUAUCUGGUCGUAAAAGGUCAGAGCAAUGUGAUGAAUAGUUUUGUGGAUGAGAAGACUACUAGAGGAAUUUCAGAAAUGCAGGACGGAUCUCAGUUUGUACUUUCCUGAGUGUACAGGAAAAUGUGAAAAGUUUUUCAUGGAAAUUGAUCUUGAGUCCAUGUCUCAGAUAAAUGGUAGAAUUUAAUUCAGUUGGUUCUGAGAAUUCGAUAAUAAAUAUGUGACGUCGGGAUUCAGAACAGAUUGUGUUUUUUCCUUCAGACCUAAUACAACCUAACUGGCAUGUCAAGCAGAAAUGUAAUAUGAAGAACACAAUUAAUGAUGUCUGAAUUAUUACAAUUGAAUCUUUUAAAAGUUGAGCUGAUGAGAAAUUCUUCAGCUCCUCUACUUUUGUUCCAGUAUACGAGAUUGCCAAAAGGGAAACUUCUGUAAGGAACAAACAUAGUUUGCGAUUAUUUAAUGGCUAUGGCUUGUUGGGAUUAAAUUUCUAACCAAAGUAAAGAAAAAUAAAUGAUGAAAAACGAGUUGAAAAGCUUCAGAAAGUGAUCCCUGGAGUUAGAGCAGUAAUCUGAAAUGUGAGGGAAUGGCCAGAGGUUUACUCCAUUUGAGUAAACAAAAUUUCAGGUAAGAUGUAACCCUCUUUUAGAAUUAUAAAAAUUAAGGAAAAAAAACCUUCCUCUCAAGGUUUUCAGUUCACAUCAGUAAAGCAGGGAAGGUUUUGAAGUGUCACAGUACAGGGAAACUGUUUCCUACUUUAGUUAAGAGUUACAGAUGCAUUUCAGCAAGUUCAAAGGCAGUUAGUUAUUUCACAGUAUCACAGUAUGUUUGGGAUUGGAAGGGACCUCAAAAGAUCAUCUAGUCCAAUCCCCCUGCUGCAGCAGAAAUGCCUAGGUGAGGUUGCACAGGAACAUGUCCAGGCGGGUUUUGAAUGUCUCCAGAGAAGGAGACUCCACAACCUCCCUGGGCAGCCCGUUCCAGUGCUCUGUCACCCUCACUGAGAAGAAGUUUUUUCUCAAAUUUAAGUGGAACCUCUUGUGUUCCAGCUUGAUCCCAUUACCCCUUGUCCUAUCAUUGUUUGCCACCGAGAAGAGCCUGGCUCCAUCCUCCUGGCACUCACCCUUUAUAUAUUUAUAAACAUUAAUAAGGUCACCCCUCAGUCUCCUCUUCUCCAAACUAAAGAGACCCAGCUCCCUCAGCCUUACUUGCUGGAAUGAGCAGCAAUUGCCCCAUAAUAUCUUUGUUUGCACAGAUGUGACUGAACCCAACGAUUGCUUCAGCAAAAUAUCGGCUUUGUUUUGAAAAAAUGUAAUGUCAUCUGCAAUAACUUCAAAUUUAAUACAGCAAUUUUAAUAUACUCUUACAUGUAUUCUCAUGAAACUUUUAUAUUUACAACACAGGUGUUGGACCAGAACGUCAUCAAUAGCCGUCAUCCUGAAUUAUUAAAGUAGUAUUUCCCAUCAGCAUUGUAGGUUGUUGAGCCUGCCUGUGUAGUGAAAUCAGAUUUCACAUCUUUGCUCAGCAAAAUGUUUUUCGCACAUCAGCAGAAACUGUCUUGAUCUCCAGAAGGUUUUUAGCCGAUAUGACCACGGGAGGUUUCCCAGGAGCCCAGCCACCAGGUUCCAUUCAAUUCUUGUGCUUCUCUGAGUUAACACUGCGAUCAUUUAUGGGUUGCUCUGUAGAAGAGAGAUUCUUCAUUUUAUAAUCAUCAUUUUCUAUGCUGUUUCAGAAGCCUUUCCCGGUACUCAGCUUACAUUACUCAAGAAGAGGAGUUUACUUCACCCUUGCUGUCACUACCCAUUACUGUGUCUGGGACUAUUUAGUCAAUUUCAUAUUUGUAUAUGAUAUUUCAUACUCUUCAUAAUUUUUAUUUUUGCAAUAUUACAAAAAACCUUAUGCACUACUUAGAAGUCAUAGAAUGUCCUGAGUUGGAAGGGACCCAAAAGGAUCAUUGAGUCCAACACCUGUACCUGCAUAUGACAACUCCACAGUUCACAAAGAGUGUCUGAGGACAUUAUCUAGUAAAGGAAUCUUCUCAUCUGCUGUUGUAUAGACAGAAGUCAAAAUGUUGCAAUAGAAUUCUAGAUGUGGUGCAGACAAACUCCACUGAAGAUAACAGUAGCCAGGCAAAUAUGGAAUAUGUGAAAGUAUAAAUAAUGCAAAACUAUUUUAGGUCACUUUUUUGGCUGAGAUGGCAUAGCUGUUGUCCUGUUAGUCAUCCUGUUUUGUUUCAGUGUUGCUCAAGGUUACAUAUCUCUUCCAGCAGACAAUGACAAAUGCAAACCACAUUUAUACAACAUCAUUUCCAUAGCCUCUGUCUGUCUUGUGGAUGGAUUCCUCCCUCAACUUUUCCAUUGCUUGUUUUGGAGAGUUUUUAAACUUCAAGCAAGCUUAUUUUUUUAUUAUUAUUUCCCCCCCACCUUCCCUGAUGGUCCUGGAAGUCUACCUUCUAGGCAGCCAAAUAAACAGAGUACCUGUUUAAAUUCUUACAGGAUUUUCAUUUU
Columba livia (rock pigeon) is the source of this 5802-nucleotide messenger RNA. RefSeq names its product potassium calcium-activated channel subfamily N member 2 (gene KCNN2). Lineage: Eukaryota; Metazoa; Chordata; Aves; Columbiformes; Columbidae. Bases 14 to 1972 code for a protein of 652 amino acids. Gene Ontology annotation, molecular function: small conductance calcium-activated potassium channel activity; calmodulin binding. The record is from RefSeq and is a predicted model, not a curated record. The transcript is spliced from 7 exons. Gene Ontology annotation, cellular component: plasma membrane; neuron projection; neuronal cell body. Gene Ontology annotation, biological process: potassium ion transmembrane transport.